Messenger RNA from Amaranthus tricolor (Joseph's coat), 1795 nucleotides. RefSeq names its product glucan endo-1,3-beta-glucosidase 13-like. Gene Ontology annotation, biological process: carbohydrate metabolic process. The record is from RefSeq and is a predicted model, not a curated record. Lineage: Eukaryota; Viridiplantae; Streptophyta; Magnoliopsida; Caryophyllales; Amaranthaceae. Bases 151 to 1539 code for a protein of 462 amino acids. The transcript is spliced from 4 exons. Gene Ontology annotation, molecular function: hydrolase activity, hydrolyzing O-glycosyl compounds. Gene Ontology annotation, cellular component: plasma membrane.
UUACACUUUCUUACACCAUUAACCCCAUUAACCCCAUCGCUACCCACUCUUUCCUACCUUCUUAUACUUAACUUCCCUAUAUAAAUACACUUCCAUUUUCAUUCUCCGUCCUCAAUCCUCAUUUCUCCCACCUAAAACCAACAAACAACAAUGUCUUCCUUCUUCCCUUCUUUCCUCAUUUCCUUCCUCCUCAUCUCCAUCUCCAUUUCCGUCUUCGCUGAUACUGGGAAAAUUGGUAUAAACUAUGGGAGAAUAGCUGAUGAUCUUCCAACACCCGAUGAAGUAGCGAGUCUUCUCAAAACACAAGGUAUAACCCGGGUGAAACUUUACGACACCGAUACCGACGUUCUCAAAGCAUUUUCCGACGCUAAUAUCUCCGUUACCGUCGCUUUACCAAACGAAAAUUUAACGGCAGCAGCUUCAAGCCAAUCAUUUACGGAUUCAUGGGUCCAGACCCGGAUCCUUCCUUUCUACCCGAAUACCAACAUUAAUGCUAUUGCUGUUGGUAAUGAAGUAAAUGUGAACCCGAAUAUAACCUCUUAUGUUGUACCCGCUAUGAAAAAUGUUUAUGCAAGUCUCCAGAAAUAUUCUGUUUCUGACGCUAUUAAAAUAUCGACGCCGAUUUCAUUUUCGGCGCUUGAAAAUUCGUACCCGUCUUCUUCCGGGUCGUUUAAGGGGGAACUUUUGGAACCGUUUAUUCAACCCAUGUUGGAAUUUUUGAAGAAAACGGAUUCUUAUAUGAUGGUGAAUGCUUACCCGUUUUUUGCUUAUUCGGGUAAUUCGGAUCAGAUUUCGUUGGAUUAUGCUUUGUUUAAACCUAAUUCUGGUGUUGUGGAUUCGGGUAAUGGGCUUAAGUAUGAUAACCUUUUUGAAGCCCAAUUAGAUGCUGUUUAUGCUGCUAUGGAUCUUCUUAAAUUCAAUGAUCUUAAAAUUGUUGUCACUGAAACAGGUUGGCCAUCUAAAGGAGAUGAAAAUGAAAUUGGAGCAAGUAGUCCAAAUGCAGCGGCCUAUAAUGGUAACCUAGUUAAACGAGUCUUGACCGGUAAUGGGACUCCAUUAAGGCCCAAUUUCCCAUUGGAUGUUUAUUUAUUUGCUCUAUUUAAUGAAAACCAAAAGCCCGGCCCAACAAGUGAGAGAAAUUAUGGGCUUUUUUACCCAAACCAACAGAAAGUUUAUAAUAUCCCUCUCACCGCGGCUGAGGCAGCAGCCGCGGUGGCUCCAGCUGCAAACUUGGGUAGUAAGGUGGUGGUUCCGAAAGCGGGCCAGAGUUGGUGUGUGGCUAAUGAGAAUAUUUCUAAGGAAAAAUUACAGGCUGGGCUUGAUUGGGCUUGUGGUGAAGGACAAGCUGAUUGCCGUCCGAUUCAGCCCGGUGCCACGUGUUACAAUCCUGAAUCUCUUGUGGCACAUGCUUCGUAUGCUUUCAAUAGUUAUUAUCAAAAGAUGGCACGUGCCGUUGGUACGUGUGAUUUUGGUGGAGCUGCUUAUGUUGUCACCCAAUCUCCUAAAUUUGGAAGUUGCAAGUUUCCCACAAGCAAUUGAUGAUAUGAAGAGGAGACAUGGAAGAAAUUAUAUAUUUAUUAUUGAUUAGAAUUAGGAUUAUAGUGUAAUUAGUAUUAUUAAUAUUUUAUAGCUAAAAUAUUAUGAAUUGAAUUUUUAGUGAAUAUAGAGAUGAGAGUUAAUUCUUUUACAUUUCUGUACCUAAUUAUUUUUUAGUAGUAUUGGUAUUUUUAUAACGAGGAGCAUUUUUAUUUUUCUUGGUAUAUGGAAUUUUAUACAUUAAAGUUUUUUCCUCUUA